This is a messenger RNA of Aplysia californica (California sea hare), 525 nucleotides long. RefSeq lists its product as uncharacterized. The coding region runs from base 34 to 495 and encodes 153 amino acids. Lineage: Eukaryota; Metazoa; Mollusca; Gastropoda; Aplysiida; Aplysiidae. The record is from RefSeq and is a predicted model, not a curated record. The transcript is spliced from 4 exons.
AGAUAACUUUUCUCCCUCCAUGUAUUUCCCAGCAUGCAGUUCCUGGCUCUCUUUCUCCUUGUGGCCCCUGUGGCUUACACUGUGGCUGCCCCAGACCCCUCCACCAUCUGUCUGCCAGAAAAGAGUACCGCAAGCGUCUUUGGCUUGAUCCAAAAAUUCCAAGCCAACGUGUCUAUUGACUUCUCCCAGAACAAAGUCGCUGCGGUCACUGAGCUGGGAACGAGAGUGUCAGAUCUCAACACCAACUACACCUACUUGAUCGACGCAACCGGUGCAUGCACCAGGGAGCCUCUGCCUAUCUUCGGAUACAUCACAAGGUGUCUUCCACCAAGCAGCGUGUUCCUUGGUGAGGUUUUCGAGGGUUUCGUCAACAAAGUCACCUUGAACGGUUGGCUGAUCCCUGUGAACAAGGACUUCAAUGUGACUCUGUUGACGUACACAGAGCCUGGACAAACUGACUCUUACUUCGUGCUCAGGAGAGAUGACAGUAAGUAGAUUAUUGUUGUUGUUGUUGCUGUAGUUGUU